Messenger RNA from Trifolium pratense (red clover), 1294 nucleotides. RefSeq lists its product as uncharacterized. The transcript has 6 exons. The record is from RefSeq and is a predicted model, not a curated record. Bases 81 to 782 code for a protein of 233 amino acids. Lineage: Eukaryota; Viridiplantae; Streptophyta; Magnoliopsida; Fabales; Fabaceae.
UAACCCAACAAAAAAUUGUUUUUGAUGUUCAGUUUUUGUUUGUUUAGUUGAAAUUCAUUGAACGGUAGCUAGCAAAGAAAAUGGUAGCAAAUAUGAAAAAAAUGGAGGAAGUUGUGGAAAUUGAUACCUUAGAGAAGAGUUUAUUGGAGAACAAUGAUGAAGAAGAAGAAGAAGUGUUGUAUGCGGCGUCGUUUAGAGAAAUGGAGAAGAAUUUUGUCAAGUACCAAACGGUACAGUGGGUACUUUACUCAGUGUUAUUGAUAUUAGCAUGGGGAAUUGGGUUACUCAUGUUGAUUUAUAUACCAAUUAGAAGGUUUAUACUUAGAAAAGAUAUUCGUUCUAGAACUCUUUAUCUUACUCCAAAUGCUAUUGUUUACAAGGUUACAAGGCCGGUACCAUUUCCAUGUUUUGGAGUGCUGCAUAAAGAGAAGCAUGUUUUAUUGCAUUCUGUGGCUGAUGUCGUGGUUGAACAAGGGUACUUGCAAUCCCUUUUUGGUGUAUAUUCUCUUAGAAUUGAAAAUGUUGGAGUUAGAAGGCCACCCAGUGACGACGUUAAAAUCCUCGGUGUUGCAAAUCCUAAUGCUUUCAGGAAGGCUGUUAUGAUGCGUCUAUCAAACAUUAGAAAUGAGAUUGUUUCGAGACAAGUUGCUACACUAGAAGAUGCUUCUCAUUCUGGGGAGAUGCUACUAUUGCAGAAACUGGAGGAAAUCGGAAGCUCUGUCAAGAGAAUGCAGACUUUAUUAGAGGAGCAACAAUCUCAAGCAACGGAAUCCAUAGAUUGAGAGAGUGGUGGAAUAAAGUAAUUACAGCCAUUAUAUUCUAUCAGAGGAGCUCUGGAAAUGCAAGUUGAUACCCCAUGCAAUAUAGCUAGUUCAAAAUCAUUCCAUUCUGUCUCCCUUUCUGUGGUCCCUUAACUUAAUUUCAGAUAACAUUUUAUUCCUUUUUCUACAUUUGAAUAUGAAUUUUAAGCUUCAAAUCUAUAAUUUUCUUUCUGGGUGCUGUCAAUCGUAAAUAUAUGUUAUGUUCCAAAAUAACCAUAGAUUUGAAACUUGAAAAAUCAUAUACAAAGAUGGAUGGCGGAUCAAAAAGGACAAAAGUGAAAAAAAGAUAAAGGACUAAAUCGUUACCUGAAAUUAAGUUAAGGGACUAUAAGAGUAAUUUUGUCUAAUUUUUAUCUUAUAGCGUUCAACUACACCUUGUAUUUUUGUAUAUUUUUUUAAGAAAGUGUUGUACAUCUUGUAAUGCUGCCUGACCAUGUCUAUGAUGCCAUAUAUAUGUAUGUGUUUUCAAUUAA